Pieris brassicae (large cabbage white) is the source of this 832-nucleotide messenger RNA. RefSeq names its product general transcription factor IIF subunit 1-like. Bases 157 to 801 code for a protein of 214 amino acids. The transcript has 4 exons. Lineage: Eukaryota; Metazoa; Arthropoda; Insecta; Lepidoptera; Pieridae. The record is from RefSeq and is a predicted model, not a curated record.
AUAGUCUAUACUCUAUUCUCCAACGCCAAGCUCUUGUUGGGAAGCCGAUAGGCAGUAAUUUUGACGAUUGAAGUUUUAGUUUUACUAUAAACUAUUUUACAAAUCAAUUAUUUAAUUACAAACGUUAUUUAUUCUGCUUUUUAAUAUUCAAUAAACAUGCGCAAAAGGAAGUCGCUCAAGAAAGGCGAUGAUUCUGAGGGAUCAGAAGGUGGCGGUGAACCAGAAGAAUUUCAAGAUUCGGGAGAGGAUUGGACGCCAGAUGCUGAUUCGAAUGAGCAGCCAGCAAGAGCAGGUCGGAAACGAGCACCAAAAGCGUCUGUGAACAACGCUAAGAAAAAGCGCAAAAAUUCAACAUCUGAAGAGAGUGAAGGAGACGAGGAGGAGGAAGGUGAAGAGGAAGAGCUUGAUGAAGAAGAUGGAUCAGAUGAUGAGAAGAAUGGCUCUGAUGGAAACAAGUCAGAUUCAAGCCAAUCAAAGGACAUACCAAAACAUUUUCAUUCUGCAAACUUUGUUUUAUUAAAAUCCGAUGUUAAAUGGGAUGGAGAUACUGUUACUUCAAAACUGAGUGAUCUUAACUUAUGGAAGAUUGAUGGAAAGGCCUUAUUACAAAAGUUUAUACCCAUGGAAUGCAAUGGGAAAAUUCUCCACAAAUGUACUUGUGUUUAUUCAGGGUGGAAUGUUGAUAAUCGUGAUAACUACUAUGCUAUAACUGAAAUAUUAGAUCGCAACCCCCAAACAGAUUCAAAAGAAAUAUGUGUAGCUUUAGAUCUCAAUGAUCUAAUUAAAGUAAGGGACAAAUGAAGAGUAUGUCAUCGUAUAGUUAAGUCUUAAA